Molecule: messenger RNA, 3240 nt
Organism: Pelobates fuscus (common spadefoot toad)
Lineage: Eukaryota; Metazoa; Chordata; Amphibia; Anura; Pelobatidae
Product: collagen alpha-1(I) chain-like
Exons: 3
Coding region: 1-3240 (1079 amino acids)
Source: RefSeq, a predicted model, not a curated record
AUGGAUCUUCAGCCUCCGUGGUCGAUGCAGUGGGAGCUUUUACCUGCUGGCCUUCAGCCCAGCAGGUCUGAUCAGGCAGUGGUAGGUUUUAGCUCAGGAGAGAUUACAGAUGCUCCAUGUAGAGGAAGUGACCUGCACCCAGCAGACCCCAGAGAGCCGGGAACCAAGACCCGAGUGGUCCAGAGAGCAGGGGCCAAAGACCCGAGUGGUCCAGAGAGCCGGGAACCAAGACCCGAGUGGUCCAGAGAGCCGGGAACCAAGACCCGAGUGGUCCAGAGAGCCGGGAACCAAGACCCGAGUGGUCCAGAGAGCCGGGAACCAAGACCCGAGUGGUCCAGAGAGCCGGGAACCAAGACCCGAGUGGUCCAGAGAGCCGGGAACCAAGACCCGAGUGGUCCAGAGAGCCGGGAACCAAGACCCGAGUGGUCCAGAGAGCCGGGAACCAAGACCCGAGUGGUCCAGAGAGCCGGGAACCAAGACCCGAGUGGUCCAGAGAGCCGGGAACCAAGACCCGAGUGGUCCAGAGAGCCGGGAACCAAGACCCGAGUGGUCCAGAGAGCCGGGAACCAAGACCCGAGUGGUCCAGAGAGCCGGGAACCAAGACCCGAGUGGUCCAGAGAGCCGGGAACCAAGACCCGAGUGGUCCAGAGAGCCGGGAACCAAGACCUGAGUGGUCCAGAGAGCCGGGAACCAAGACCAGAGUGGUCCAGAGAGCCGGGAACCAAGACCCGAGUGGUCCAGAGAGCCGGGAACCAAGACCCGAGUGGUCCAGAGAGCCGGGAACCAAGACCCGAGUGGUCCAGAGAGCCGGGAACCAAGACCCGAGUGGUCCAGAGAGCCGGGAACCAAGACCCGAGUGGUCCAGAGAGCCGGGAACCAAGACCCGAGUGGUCCAGAGAGCCGGGAACCAAGACCCGAGUGGUCCAGAGAGCCGGGAACCAAGACCCGAGUGGUCCAGAGAGCCGGGAACCAAGACCCGAGUGGUCCAGAGAGCCGGGAACCAAGACCCGAGUGGUCCAGAGAGCCGGGAACCAAGACCCGAGUGGUCCAGAGAGCCGGGAACCAAGACCUGAGUGGUCCAGAGAGCCGGGAACCAAGACCCGAGUGGUCCAGAGAGCCGGGAACCAAGACCCGAGUGGUCCAGAGAGCCGGGAACCAAGACCCGAGUGGUCCAGAGAGCCGGGAACCAAGACCCGAGUGGUCCAGAGAGCCGGGAACCAAGACCCGAGUGGUCCAGAGAGCCGGGAACCAAGACCCGAGUGGUCCAGAGAGCCGGGAACCAAGACCCGAGUGGUCCAGAGAGCCGGGAACCAAGACCCGAGUGGUCCAGAGAGCCGGGAACCAAGACCCGAGUGGUCCAGAGAGCCGGGAACCAAGACCCGAGUGGUCCAGAGAGCCGGGAACCAAGACCCGAGUGGUCCAGAGAGCCGGGAACCAAGACCCGAGUGGUCCAGAGAGCCGGGAACCAAGACCCGAGUGGUCCAGAGAGCCGGGAACCAAGACCCGAGUGGUCCAGAGAGCCGGGAACCAAGACCCGAGUGGUCCAGAGAGCCGGGAACCAAGACCCGAGUGGUCCAGAGAGCCGGGAACCAAGACCAGAGUGGUCCAGAGAGCCGGGAACCAAGACCAGAGUGGUCCAGAGAGCCGGGAACCAAGACCAGAGUGGUCCAGAGAGCCGGGAACCAAGACCAGAGUGGUCCAGAGAGCCGGGAACCAAGACCAGAGUGGUCCAGAGAGCCGGGAACCAAGACCAGAGUGGUCCAGAGAGCCGGGAACCAAGACCAGAGUGGUCCAGAGAGCCGGGAACCAAGACCAGAGUCGUCCAGAGAGCCGGGAACCAAGACCAGAGUGGUCCAGAGAGCCGGGAACCAAGACCCAAGUGGUCCAGAGAGCAGGGGCCAAAGACCCAAGUGGUCCAGAGAGCAGGGGCCAAAGACCCAAGUGGUCCAGAGAGCAGGGGCCAAAGACCCAAGUGGUCCAGAGAGCAGGGGCCAAAGACCCAGGUGGUCCAGAGAGCAGGGGCCAAAGACCCAAGUGGUCCAGAGAGCAGGGGCCAAAGACCCAAGUGGUCCAGAGAGCAGGGGCCAAAGCCCCAAGUGGUCCAGAGAGCAGGGGUCAAAGACCCAAGUGGUCCAGAGAGCAGGGGUCAAAGACCCAAGUGGUCCAGAGAGCAGGGGUCAAAGACCCAAGUGGUCCAGAGAGCAGGGGUCAAAGACCCAAGUGGUCCAGAGAGCAGGGCCCAAAGACCCAAGUGGUCCAGAGAGCAGGGCCCAAAGACCCAAGUGGUCCAGAGAGCAGGGCCCAAAGACCCAUGUGGUCCAGAGAGCAGGGGCCCAAAGACCCAUGUGGUCCAGAGAGCAGGGGCCAAAGACCCAAGUGGUCCAGAGAGCAGGGGCCAAAGACCCAAGUGGUCCAGAGAGCAGGGGCCAAAGACCCAAGUGGUCCAGAGAGCAGGGGCCAAAGACCCAAGUGGUCCAGAGAGCAGGGGUCAAAGACCCAAGUGGUCCAGAGAGCAGGGGCCAAAGACCCAAGUGGUCCAGAGAGCAGGGCCCAAAGACCCAUGUGGUCCAGAGAGCAGGGGCCCAAGACCAGAGUGGUCCAGAGAGCCAGGAACCAAGACCCAAGUGGUCCAGAGAGCAGGGGCCAAAGACCCAAGUGGUCCAGAGAGCAGGGCCAAAGACCCAAGUGGUCCAGAGAGCAGGGGCCAAAGACCCAAGUGGUCCAGAGAGCAGGGGCCAAAGACCCAAGUGGUCCAGAGAGCAGGGGCCAAAGACCCAGGUGGUCCAGAGAGCAGGGGCCAAAGACCCAAGUGGUCCAGAGAGCAGGGGCCAAAGACCCAAGUGGUCCAGAGAGCAGGGGCCAAAGACCCAAGUGGUCCAGAGAGCAGGGGCCAAAGACCCAAGUGGUCCAGAGAGCAGGGGCCAAAGACCCAAGUGGUCCAGAGAGCAGGGGUCAAAGACCCAAGUGGUCCAGAGAGCAGGGGUCAAAGACCCAAGUGGUCCAGAGAGCAGGGGUCAAAGACCCAAGUGGUCCAGAGAGCAGGGGCCAAAGACCCAAGUGGUCCAGAGAGCAGGGCCCAAAGACCCAUGUGGUCCAGAGAGCAGGGGCCCAAAGACCCAUGUGGUCCAGAGAGCAGGGGCCAAAGACCCAAGUGGUCCAGAGAGCAGGGGCCCAAGACCCAAGUGGUCCAGAGAGCAGGGGCCAAGAGUUGUCAGUUGCAAACGGAAUUGCAAAUUUUAG